Fimicolochytrium jonesii is the source of this 1305-nucleotide messenger RNA. Its product is annotated as S-adenosyl-L-methionine-dependent methyltransferase. Gene Ontology annotation, biological process: peptidyl-arginine methylation. The transcript is spliced from 9 exons. Gene Ontology annotation, molecular function: protein-arginine N-methyltransferase activity. NCBI's taxonomy places the organism in Eukaryota, Fungi, Chytridiomycota, Chytridiomycetes, Spizellomycetales, Powellomycetaceae. The coding region runs from base 1 to 1305 and encodes 434 amino acids. The record is from RefSeq and is a predicted model, not a curated record.
AUGGAAGCUGAGGGAGGAAAAUCCGACUCGAGACCGGUUGUUCCAUCGGCAGACGCCCGCGACCCAGCCUACUUCCAGUACUACGCGCAAUUUGUCCACCAACAGAAUAUGUUGCAGGAUACCGUCCGCACUUCGGCGUACAAUGCUGCAAUAGUGGGGAAUGGGCCGACGAUGUUCAAGGAUAAGCUGGUGAUGGACAUUGGGGCUGGGAGUGGCAUCUUGUCGUACUUCGCAUGUCAGGCCGGCGCACAGAAGGUUUACGCUGUAGAAGCAAGCGAUAUGUCGAAGAAAAUCCAAAAAUUGGUCGACAACGCCAGCCGGCGCAAUCCAUGGCUAAAAGACCGGAUAGAAGUCGUUGCAGACAAGAUCGAGAACUGCAACUUAGCGAAAGUCGACACAUUAAUCAGCGAACCUAUCGGAGUGCUCCUCGUGCAUGAGCGCAUGAUCGAGUCGUACCUCGUUGCGAGAGACCGGUUUCUGAAACCUGGUGGGGCUAUGAUUCCGUCGAAUGGGAAUAUAUACCUGGCGCCUUUCACGGACGCAAAUUUGUGGACGCAGACGAUGGCGAAAGUGCGGUUUUGGGAGCAGUCGAACUUCUACGGCGUGGAUUUCAGCCCAUUAGCCCAGGACGCCCGUGACGAGGUUUUUGGACAGCCGGUAGUCGGCUGCUUCGACUCUCGCAUCCUGCUUGCUCAACCUGUUUCGCAUUUCGUGGACUUCAUGACGAUAACGAUAGCCGAGCUGCAGAAUAUCGUCAUCCCUUUCACGUGGAAGGUGCCGUUCACCGCCCUCAUACAUGGGAUCGCUGGAUGGUUUGACAUCAACCUCGGCGGCAUGAUACUCAACACCGGGCCUUACGCGGAACGCACGCAUUGGCAACAGGUUCGGUUCUUACUGAAAGAACCACUAGCAGUCAACGCCUUUGAAACGGUCAAAGGGUGGAUGCGUCUCACCGUCAACAUGUCCCGUUCUUACGAUAUCGUCGCCGAGAUCGUCACGGGGGAUGAGACACCGACGUCCGAUCCGGCAGAUAUAACUGCAGAAGGGGCAGGGGACGAACGGGCGACGCCAGUGGGGUAUGGUAAACGCCGUGGCGCAUGGGCGUUGCAUGAGCAGACGUAUGUUUACGGGGCUGACUUGGAUUAUUCUAAGGUUCGUCCUGAGUUCCUCGCCAUGUACACCCCCGAAAACGCUGCUCCGCCGGAAAUCAAUAUGGACAUAGGGAUGGGAAUUGGCGGUAUACCUGGACUGGUGGAUAUGGACUUGACGGCGGCAGACUUGGACGCGCUUGUUGGGAGGUCGUGA